CUAAGGGAUGUUGGGCGAGGUGGAGAGCCUUGCUGAUUGGCUGGCGGCAGUCACAUGCUUGGCUUCUUAUUAAGAAGUGGGGUCGGUGUGUUUGACAAACUGGUUGGUGUCUCAUGUGGUCACUAAGUGCCUGUGCGGGGAAGGGCGAUCAGUGGCAGCAGCAGCGGGAGGAGAGGGAAAGGGCUGGUGCUGAUUGAUCCCAUUGCAAGGAGCGUGCCAGGGGAAGGAGAGCAGCCUACGAGCCAUUGCAUGUGGGCUACCAGCCUGCUGCUGCUGAAUGUCAUCUCCCAUGCACGCAAUCCAGGCCUGAGGAGCGCCGUACCCCCGGGGAUGUGUCUGCCCCCCGAAUCCUUACCUGUCUCAUUGGAUUCUAACCCCUGUGCUUGUCUAGAAUGGCUCGUUUUGGAGACGAUUUACCCACCCGCUAUGGAACCGGCGUGCCUGGGGGAGUGGGAAGGGGCAGCAGCCGGCAAGGUGGCCCCCAGGCCGGCCAGAGGAUGUACAAGCAGUCGAUGGCUCAGAGGGCUCGGACCAUGGCUCUCUAUAACCCCAUCCCCGUCAAACAGAACUGCUUCACCGUCAAUAGAUCCCUGUUCAUCUUCAGUGAGGAUAAUAUUAUCCGCAAAUAUGCCAAGAGGAUCACCGAGUGGCCUCCAUUUGAAUAUAUGAUUCUAGCAACAAUCAUUGCCAAUUGCAUAGUCUUGGCUUUGGAACAGCACCUUCCGGAACAUGACAAGACGGACAUGUCUGAGAGGCUGGAUGACACAGAGCCAUACUUUAUUGGAAUAUUCUGUUUCGAAGCCGGCAUCAAAAUUAUCGCCUUGGGCUUUGUUUUCCAUAAAGGCUCCUACCUCCGGAAUGGUUGGAAUGUCAUGGAUUUCGUGGUGGUACUGACCGGGAUUCUGGCGACAGCUGGGACAGACUUUGACCUGCGGACGCUGCGGGCGGUUCGAGUGCUGAGACCUCUAAAGCUGGUGUCUGGAAUUCCAAGCCUGCAGGUGGUAUUGAAGUCCAUCAUGAAGGCGAUGGUUCCCUUGCUCCAGAUCGGCCUACUCCUCUUCUUCGCUAUUGUCAUGUUCGCUAUUAUUGGCUUGGAGUUUUAUAUGGGCAAGUUCCACAAGGCCUGCUUUUCUGAUGACUCAGAUGAGCCUGUAGGAGAUUUCCCCUGUGGGGAAGAACUUCCAGCCCGACUCUGUGAAAACGGGACCACGUGUCGGGUUUAUUGGAAGGGGCCGAAUUUUGGAAUCACCAACUUUGAUAACAUCCUGUUUGCAGUUCUGACCGUGUUCCAGUGCAUCACUAUGGAGGGAUGGACAGACAUCCUGUACAACACAAACGAUGCUGUGGGUUUCAUGUGGAACUGGCUCUAUUUUAUCCCACUCAUAAUUGUUGGCUCUUUCUUCAUGCUGAACCUGGUUCUGGGUGUCCUCUCAGGGGAAUUUGCUAAGGAACGAGAGCGAGUAGAAAAUCGACGGGCCUUCCUCAAACUCCGACGGCAGCAGCAAAUUGAACGUGAAUUAAAUGGUUACCUGGAGUGGAUCUUCAAAGCUGAGGAAGUCAUGUUGGCUGAGGAGGAUAAGAAUGCAGAGGAGAAGUCCCCCUUAGAUGUUCUCAAGAGGGCAACCAUUAAGAAAAGCAAAAACGACCUUAUCCACGCUGAGGAGGGGGACGAUCAUUUCAAUGACAUCUGUUCUGUGGGUUCACCCUUUGCCCGUUCAAGUCUCAAAAGUGGAAAGAACGAGAGUUCUUACCUUCGCCGAAAAGAAAAGAUGUUCAGGUUCUUCAUCCGCCGCAUGGUGAAAGCUCAGAGUUUCUAUUGGUUUGUACUCUGUGUGGUGGCGCUUAACACUCUCUGCGUGGCCAUAGUACACUACAACCAGCCUCAGUGGCUCACUGAAGCCUUGUAUUAUGCAGAGUUUGUGUUCCUGGGACUUUUCUUGACAGAAAUGUCCAUGAAGAUGUAUGGUCUGGGACCCCGCAAUUACUUCCACUCAUCCUUCAACUGCUUCGAUUUUGGCGUAAUAGUCGGAAGUAUUUUUGAAGUCAUAUGGGCUGCGGUGAAACCAGGUACCUCCUUUGGCAUCAGCGUCCUUAGAGCUCUGCGACUUCUUCGCAUCUUUAAGGUGACCAAGUACUGGAACUCCUUAAGAAAUCUGGUGGUGUCUCUUCUCAACUCCAUGAAGUCCAUUGUCAGCCUACUUUUCCUUCUGUUCCUCUUCAUCGUGGUGUUUGCUCUGCUUGGAAUGCAGCUAUUUGGUGGACAGUUUUAUUUUGAGGAGGAAACACGGAACACAAACUUUGACACCUUCCCUACUGCAAUCCUUACUGUGUUUCAGAUUUUGACAGGAGAAGACUGGAAUCUUGUCAUGUAUUUUGGCAUCGAGUCACAGGGGGGUGUCAGCAAAGGAAUGUUCUCGUGCAUCUUUUUCAUCGUUCUGACACUGUUUGGAAACUAUACCCUUCUAAAUGUCUUCUUGGCCAUUGCUGUGGAUAACUUAGCAAAUGCACAAGAACUAACCAAGGAUGAAGAAGAAAUGGAAGAAGCCACCAACCAGAAGCUGGCGCUACAAAAAGCUAAAGAAGUGGCGGAAGUCAGCCCCAUGUCCGCGACCAACUUGUCAAUCACAGCUUUUGUAAAGCAAACUCAAGGUGCAAUAUCUCGGAGCUCGUCCGUCUCCAACGUAAAUUCACCGAAUGUGUCGCUCCCCGCGGGUAUUAAAACCCAACUCUCAGCCUGGGAGCUGGCGCCCAUCUAUGGCCGACAUCUGCAUGCCAUGGAUCCUUGCAAACAGCAGAAUUCCACCAAGUGUCGCUCUGUGUGGGAGCAGCGAGCCAGCCAGAUUCGAAAGCACAAUUUCAACGCUAGCAGUGAGGCCCUCUACAGCGAGUUGGAACCUGAGGAACGGCUGCGCUAUGCCACCACCCUACAGCUAAGGCCUGAUAUGAAGAGUCAUAUGGACCGGCCACUUUUGGUUGAGCCACAGGACUCAACCGAGACAAAAGAUGAUAGCCCAGAUCCCCCAGCUCCAAAUGAAAUAGACCCAGUUCCUGGUGUGACUUCUGAGCCCUCGGCGCGUAAACCGCACCGGCACCGUGAUCGAGGCAGUGGAGAACCCAAUGGUGGAGGGAGAGAGAACGGUAAUCAUAAUGGAGAUUCAGCAAGUAAUGACAGAGAGGAGCAUCAACGUCAACAUAGGAGUCACAGCAAAGAAGGUGAAGGAGGUAAGGAAACAGGAAGGGGAGAGAGGAACCGCAGUCAGGAAAGGGGGAAGCGACACCAUAGAAGGGCAUCCCCUGAGGACGGGACAGAGAGAGAGCAUCGGCGACACCGUAAUCAUCGCCAUUCAGCAGACAGGCAAGGCAAAGAAGGCAAUGGCCAGCCACCCUCUGGGGGUAAGGGUGAAAGAAAGUCCCGGCACAGGGGUGGUGGUUCAAGAUCUGGAAACAGAGAGGGGGAUGGAACUUACAGAGGAACUGGGGAGAAUGGAGAUGAGUCUCAAAGGUCACGGCAUCGCAAUAGACAUAAAGCACUCUCUACAUAUGACACAGAAGACAAGAAGGAGAACAAAGAUGGUGAAUCAGCAGAAAAAGAGCACCGCAAUCAUAGGCCAAGGGAAAACCGCAAUGAGUCGGAGCUUCCACCUGGUGGGUUGCAGCAGUUGACUGAGCAGCCAGAAGAUGCAGAUAACCAGAAGAAUGUCAACCGCAUGGCACUGCCCCAUCCAGACCGAAGCAGCACCAUCAAUAUUCCGGUGACCAUCACGGCACCACCUGGAGAAAGUGCUGUCAUACCAAUCAAUAAUGUGGAUUUCGAUGGGAAGUCUGAGGAGAAGAAGGAAAUGGAAGACGAUCUCACCAAGAAUGGUCCCAAACAGAUCUUGCCUUACAGUUCCAUGUUCAUCUUUAGUACCACCAAUCCAGUCCGUCGUCUCUGCCAUUACAUUGUCAACAUGCGGUACUUUGAGAUGGUCAUCCUGGUAGUGAUUGCACUGAGCAGCAUUGCCCUGGCCGCAGAAGAUCCGGUGCAGGCCGACUCACCCCGCAAUGAUGUUCUUAAAUACAUGGAUUAUAUAUUUACUGGAGUCUUCACCUUUGAGAUGGUUAUUAAGAUGAUUGACCUCGGGCUGCUGCUUCACUCGGGAUCUUAUUUUAGAGAUCUGUGGAACAUUUUGGAUUUCAUUGUGGUCAGCGGCGCCCUGGUGGCCUUUGCGUUCUCGAGUUUUGUUGGAGGAAACAAAGGAAAAGAUCUGAACACCAUCAAGUCUUUGAGGGUUUUGCGUGUUUUACGGCCACUGAAAACCAUCAAACGUCUGCCCAAGCUGAAGGCGGUGUUUGACUGCGUAGUGAACUCUCUGAAGAACGUCCUGAACAUUCUGAUCGUUUACAUGCUCUUCAUGUUUAUCUUUGCUGUCGUCGCAGUCCAGCUCUUCAAGGGCAAGUUCUUCUACUGCACAGAUGAGUCUAAAGAUUUGGAGAAGGACUGCAGGGGGGAAUAUCUGCAUUAUGAAAAUAAUGAUGUGAGGGCUCAGGCAAGAGAGUGGAAGAAAUAUGAUUUUCACUAUGACAACGUACUGUGGGCAUUGCUCACCCUGUUCACGGUCUCCACUGGAGAAGGUUGGCCAAAUGUCCUCAAACAUUCAGUAGAUUCCACCUAUGAGGAUCAGGGUCCAACCCCUGGUUUCAGGAUGGAGAUAUCAAUCUUCUAUGUGGUUUAUUUUGUAGUGUUCCCAUUUUUCUUUGUCAACAUUUUUGUGGCUCUGAUUAUCAUCACCUUUCAGGAGCAAGGGGAUAAGGUCAUGUCGGAGUGUAGCCUUGAAAAGAACGAGAGGGCCUGCAUAGACUUUGUCAUCAGUGCCAAGCCUCUCACUCGAUAUAUGCCUCAAAACCGCCAGUCUUUUCAGUACAAGAUGUGGCGAUUUGUUGUGUCUCCUCCAUUUGAAUACUUUAUCAUGGUGAUGAUAGCUCUGAACACCAUUGUGCUCAUGAUGAAGUUUUAUGGGGCCCCGCAAACAUAUGAAGACAUGUUGAAAUGCCUAAAUAUUAUCUUCACCUCAAUGUUCUCUCUGGAAUGUAUCUUAAAGAUAAUCGCCUUUGGGGUACUGAAUUAUUUCAGAGACGCCUGGAAUGUGUUUGACUUUGUCACCGUGCUGGGAAGUAUCACUGAUAUUUUAGUUACAGAGAUUGCGGACACGGAAAACUUCAUCAACUUGAGCUUCCUGCGACUUUUCCGAGCUGCCCGACUGAUCAAACUGCUACGUCAAGGAUACACCAUACGAAUCCUUCUCUGGACCUUCGUGCAGUCUUUUAAGGCCUUGCCAUAUGUCUGCCUCCUGAUCGCCAUGUUGUUCUUCAUCUAUGCCAUUAUUGGCAUGCAGGUAUUUGGAAACAUUGCAUUGUCCGAUGAUAACUCCAUAAACAGACACAACAACUUCCGCACCUUCUUUCAAGCUCUGAUGCUCCUGUUCAGGAGUGCCACCGGUGAGGGCUGGCAUGAAAUCAUGCUGUCUUGCCUCAGUAAUCGACCCUGCGAUCCUCGCUCCGGCAACACCAAAGAAGAAUGUGGCAGUGACUUUGCAUAUUUCUAUUUUGUCUCUUUCAUCUUCCUGUGCUCUUUCCUGAUGCUGAAUCUUUUUGUUGCUGUCAUUAUGGAUAAUUUUGAGUACCUGACAAGAGACUCUUCCAUCCUGGGACCACAUCAUCUUGAUGAGUUUAUCAGAGUCUGGGCAGAGUAUGAUCCGGCUGCUUGCUGCCGAAUACACUAUAAGGAUAUGUACAAUUUAUUACGUUUUAUUGCCCCUCCGUUGGGGCUGGGGAAACGCUGCCCAUCGCGGGUGGCAUACAAGCGUCUCGUAAAAAUGAAUAUGCCUAUCUCUGAUACAGACCUGACUGUUCAUUUCACCUCCACCUUGAUGGCUUUGAUCCGAACUGCUCUGGAUGUUAAAUUGGCUUCAGGUGGAAUUAAACAGCAUGAAUGUGAUGCUGAGCUGAGGAAAGAAAUCACAUCUGUGUGGCCCAACCUGUCACAGAAAACUCUGGAUCUUCUGGUACCACCUCAUAAGCCUGACGAAAUGACUGUUGGAAAGGUCUAUGCUGCCCUGAUGAUAUUUGACUUCUACAAGCAGAAUAAAAACAACCGUGAUCAGUCUCACCCACAGUCUGGUGUCCUUUCUCAGACUGGUACAGUCUCCCUUUUCCAGCCAUUGAAAGCUACUUUGGAACCGUUCGGAAAUUCCAAAAUGUUUAUUCGUCAGAAGAGCUCGGCUUCUCUAAACAAUGGUGGUGUGGUGCCAGAUCAAGAUACAGGUAUUCGAGAAUCAAGUUCUUGGGGAACCCAACCUGCUACAGAUCCCUUUUCUACUCCGAGGAGCACUACAUUCCAAAGAGGGAACUCAGAGGAGAUCCAUGCACAAAGAAAUGGCAAACAGUCUGUAGAGAUGAAGCAAAUCGGACAGACUUUGUCUAAUGGAGGAGAACACCCUACGGGCCUGGAGUCUCAGGGUCGUGCAGUUUCCAUGCCACGGCUAGCAGCUGAAACCCACCCGAGAAGCCGCGUUCCUUCUCCUGGAAAUGGUUACCUGCCAUCGAUUCCUGAUAGCAGUCCGAUGAAGCGGUCAGUUUCCACCCUGACACCGCCGCAGCGAGCCCAGCUGUAUGAAUACUCCCUAGAAAGGGUCCCACCUGAGCGCACACACCAGCACCAUCACCGGUGCCACCGGCGAAAGGAGAGAAAGCAAAAAUCGAUGGAAAGAUCGCCACAAAGCGAGGACGCAGAUGCCCCCACCAGGGAGAGAAAACACGAAAGAGGACGAUCCCAAGAAAGGAAACAGCAGCCUCCAUCUUCAUCGGAGAAACAGCGAUUCUACUCCUGUGACCGAUAUGGAAGCCGCGACUCCGGCCACCCUCGUCACUGUGAUCACAGCCGGGCACCAUCACCUAGUGCUGGACAAGACCAUAGCACACACAGACAAGGCAGCGGUUCGGCCAGCGGAAGUCCACGACUCACUAGUUCCGGUGCUAGCACCCCAUGCCGGGGGAUCCGGAGACAACUCCCUCAGACUCCUCUCACCCCUCGGCCCAAUGUUACAUACCGGACAGCUCACUCCUCCCCUGUGCACUUUGGGGGGCCUGCUUAUUCCCCAGGACGUCUAAGUCGGGGUUUAUCAGAGCACAACACCCUACUGUACAGCGAUUCCCCCAGCCACUCAGCGUCCACAGUUACUCGCGUUGGGUCCGACCCCUACUUGGGACCACGCCAGGAUAGUGACAGUUACUGUCCUUUGUCAGAGGAGACAUUAACCUUCGAGGAAGCCUUGGCCAGCAAUUCUGGACGUUCAUCCCGGACUUCCUAUGUGUCUUCUCUGACCUCACAUUCACACCAGCUCUGCAGGGUACCAAAUGGUUACCACUACACCCUGGGGCUUAGCACUGGGCCUGCCACAGCUCCAAGAGGCCGAAGCUACUACCAUGAAGCAGACGAGGAUGAUUGGUGCUAGCACAGGGACCCACAACAUGUUCCCACUCUUACCUCUGCUUCAGAGGAAAGCCAGAGAAGCACGGGGGAGGGUCAAAUAUGGGGGUCGGUUGCCCGAGUCACUACUGAUGAGUUUUAUCAUCAGCUGGCGCUUAAAUUGCCAUGACAACAGAGUGUGUUAUGGGAGAGCAGAGGCAGCCAUCUUGGAAGAACCCUGAGCAUGGGGUGAUUACAGGAAGUGAACAAGCUCAGGUUUACAGAAAGCAGAAAUGGGGCAGCUGACUGUUGGAUGUGCUUUGAAAUAUCUCAUGAGAAAGCUUCGUUUUGUUCAGGGGGUGGGCGAGCAAAGAUGGCAGUUUAUUUCUGAGGUAGGACACCAAACUGCGAAGGGCAUGAGAAUGAAGAUUAGAAAUGGACAAGGUAGGUGAGAGCAGCAAGGUGAAGGCCGUAUAGUAUCAAGUUUUACCACUCUUAUAGAUUUUCACUGUCAGGAGAUUAUCAAGGUUAUAUUCUAUUGCUUUGCUUCCAUCUCUAUAACAUAUCUGAUGCUAAUAACCAUGUAAACUAACAGCAGAACUUCUCCUCACCUCAUUCCCACACGCUCAGCUUGCCGUCAUAGAUAUAUGGCCCAGCUAUCCCAGUGCCUCAUCCACAGAAACUGCCACAAAACUCACAUGGCUGUUGUGUUUUUGUAGCAACUUGCUAGGGCUCUUCUUUCAUUCUGUCCUGUAGAACGUUGCUCACUCCUCUGAGGCAUCUUGCUACACAACCAAGAAAGAUGUCAUCUGAGAAUGUUCUCAUUUACGGAUAUCUGGUGAUAACCGUGUGCCCUGCUGGUUACAUGGGAGGUCUUUGAAUGCUGUUGCUACUCAUACAUUGAGAUAUUUGUAAUGUGUGUCUAUGAAGCUUGACUAUCUGUUGACCAUUGUUCUCAGUACAAAGAAGCUUCACCUUCUUUAGGUACAGCAUACAGUUUGGUUAUGCAUUGGUCCAAACAUGCAUGUAGUUGGUCGCACAUUGUGGGAACAUCAGCGUUUCAGCUAUGUUAUUAUAUUUUUGUGUGUAUGUGUGUGUGCAGUAGUUACAGUUUGAAAUGUAUUACUAAUGUUCACAGGGAGUCUUCCCCCUGUAGGUUUUUAAGCUGCUUCUUUACAUAGUCUUCACUCCAGUCUACCAAUUUGUUAGACUCUAUAACUCUGUCAGCCUGCCAUCCUAACUAGACCCUUGAUUAGUGCCCAGGGUUAUUAGUGCGAACCUUGCCCAUUUCUCUAGGAGUCCAGCUGUGGAGAUGUCCAAGUUUGAACGUUUUCUGUGCCAUUCAGUCAUAGAGGCAACAAGCUCUCUGCCCCAGUGCCAAAUUUUUGUUGGAGCCUUCUGGACCUGCAGGUGACAAGACUGUGCCAAUCUCUACAAGCCCAGGGUACUCCUAUUACACACACUUAUUUCAGAAGAGCUUGGGCAGUACACCUGUCCCAUGGCAAUAAGGCACUCCAUGACUGCGAACAUCUCGUAGAGCCGUGUGGCCUUUACAUUAAUAUGUAGCAUAUAAACUUCAUAGCAAGCACAAUGUGAUAAAGAUUUAUGGUAAGCAUGAUGAUAUAUCUUUACAGUGCAUAAAGGUAAAAAUAUAUUUUAAGGGCAAAAGCUGAUUAUCCAAAGACAUCAUUGUCGGCAGUAGAACCUACUGUAGGUGACCACUAUAGCCCUAACUAUUUUACUCUUGUUGGGCUUGAGAGGGGAUUUCUCGAGUACCUUUCACGGUUGAUGUGGUCAUGAUUACCUACAUCUUCCACUGAUUCAUAAUCUAGUGUUGCCAUAGCAGUAGAAGAAGAUUUGGUGCCUGCUGUUGUAACAUCCAUAAGACGCAAUGUAUUUCAGCACAAUGUUUCUUAUAUCGGUGGGGUGAGUAGAGGCCUUGGGUUUUGCAGGAGGCAAUAUAUAUUUUUCUUUUAAGUGAAUGAUCAGAAGUGGCAUUGUCUUUGGCAGAGGGAUCAUAAUAGUAUCUCAUGGGUAGGCUGUCACUCCAAGCACAAUUGUUGAGUGUGUGCUCCUUUGGUUUGGCUUCGAAAUUUGUAGAGAACUGAUACAAGCAGGGGAAACUUUACUUGCGAGGGUCAGUGUGCAGCCUGCGCAUUUCGCGCCUUUUUCCAGCAUGGCUUCUGUCUCAUUUCACUGCUAAGUGCCUAUAUUUUGGAAGAGCAAAGCUCUUGUAAACGGAGAGGCACCUUUGUUUUUUUGAAGCCGUCUCCAGUUUUCUGUCCCUUGGGAACCAUGAGAGCUUCACUCAUCUAACUCCACCGGUGGCCAUGUGAUACACUACAUAUUUCACAUGACUCACUGCGCAUUUAUUCCAUAAUUGUUCCACCCUCCAUGUUUAAUAUUGUCAUAGAGCUCUCUAUUUAAAAGCUACAGGGUUAUAAAUGUAUUAAAAGUUUAUAUAUUAGCAUUUCAUAAAUUAAAAGCAACUACGUAUGUUUAUUGCCCAACACUGGCCUAGUCAACACACUGACGUUACUCAUUCAAGUAACCUUGUUGUACUUAGUCCAACAGGCUGAUCCGUUUGACCAUCUAGAAUGAUGAUAUCGACAAUCUAGUCCCUACUUUAAAUGUAAGAUGGCGUCGCCAAAAGUCUUGGUUGGCCUAACGUCCACUGUUCUUUCACUGGAAUCUCUCUAGAUAAGAAAACUAUUUUAUAAACUGGCCACCGGCCAUGAGAGAUCGUAGAUACUGGAGAAUGUUGAACCUGUUUAGGUACAAUGCACUUUUCUUUGGUACCCGGUUUGACGUUGGUAGAGUUGACCUGUACAUAUUAUAAAGUAGGCUUGUCAGGUCCUUUAUAUUUUAUAGUUCUUUUUAGAGCUAUAGAGGACCCCCCUACCCCCUGUGCUUUAAAUUGGGGUAGCACAUAGGCAUGCAAAUGGAUUUUGUUUUAAAUGAAUAAUUUUAAUUACGUUUUUCAUUUAAUUAUGCUUGGUGGCUCAGCAUCUAUCACACAAGUCUCAUUAUCCUUCAAAAAGAAAACAAGGCAGAGUUGCAUGAGUUUUGGGUUGUAUCGGCCACAUUGAAACCAAUCUCUGCCUUGUCCAUAGUCACUUCUGAUUGACUGGGCUUUUUUUCAUCUUUAAUUCUGUUCUGUCGAGGGUGAAGUUAGCCUGUCUUCUUGCCGUGUCUCUCUCUCUCUCUCUCUAUAUAUAUAUAUAUCUGAGCACUUUCUACAAAAAUUGCCCUUUAUGUGUGCAUUGCCAACCAUAUCAUAUUAGUAUUGAAAAAAUCACCAGUCUUACUAUAACAAAAAAUAAUCUCUAUUUACGUACCCCGUUCUCUUUGUACAUUGCCAGAUACAUCAUUAACUUGUGAAAAGAAGCUGCCAGGCAAUUCAUCCUAAACCUAACCCAUACCCUAACCCUAGGGAAUGUAUGCAUGCUUAAUUUUUUUCAUUUAUCAUUUUCUUCUGUACGGAUUUCUUUGGUUGGCCGAAGGUCUAUUGACAGUCUGAGAUUAAAUACAAAAAUGUGUGGAUACUAAAAAAAAAAAAAGUUAAAGGUAUCUAUAAAAGUGGAGGGCAGAUUGUCCUCUCUCUCAAACACCCAUAAGAGAUCAUCAUAAAUUAGAUCAGAGGAGCAAAGAAGAUCUGGGUUGUUUCAGGGCCAUCAUGAACUCUUCAUAUCUAAUAGGAGGAGGGAUCUGUCCUUCAAAUCCAUUUUCCGCAGUCAGUGCCUCUGCAUUCAGAAAGAUUGGUACUCUCCCUUUAGGGGCUAUGCAACGAGGAACAAGAGGAGCGAAGAACUCAGCACCCUUUCUAUAUACACUGUAAGCUUUAUCUGCUGGACCCUCCCAUUCCAAGGCUUCAGGAUCAAUGCGACCAAAUGUUUUCUAUGAUUUUGUUUUCCUUAAAUUGAAGAGGCACAACUUCCACGGUUUAAAGAAAAAAAAAGUAAAAUGUAAAAAAAAAAAACUAUCUACAGAAAAACGAACAACAAUGUUAUGUGCAAGAUGCAUGGAAUUUUCAUUCACCCUGUAUGGACCCGGUCUUUGUUAUUUUAAUACCCGGAAUUACUCGGCCUUUGCCCUAAUGCAUACACGCACACCUGGUUCUUCCUCUCCCUCUUGGGCUGUAAAAGUUUGUUUUACAUGAUGGGGGGGUGGGGGUCAUGCAACUCUUGUUUAGACUGUGUUAAAAGCAUGCUUGCUGGUUGUAUUACAAUGUCUCUAAAUACCUAGGCAGUAUCUCAUUGGCUGUAAAAGUCAAGGAACUGUAGAAAAGGUUUCAAACACCGUUGGAGAAUUCUAAAAAAUAGCAAAAAAGGAAUGCAUUUCGGUGUAGAGGGGUCUACUUUGGCCCCAUCUUAGUUCCUUGAUUAACUAAAGAGAUGCUCUGGCAUUGAGCUGAUUGGCAUGUCCCAAGGUAACGUAUGUCUGAUUCUAUGCAAAACUAAGUUUGGAUUGGCAGCAUACUAAACCUACUUCUUACAUUUUGCCCCAUUAUAUUUCAUUUGAACCUGGUUGAGGUUGAAUUUUUUUAUAAUUUGUUAACGAAGGAGGCGGUCUGAUUUGAAAAGCUGUUUUUUUUUUUUUUAAAAAAUAAGCUUUAACUGUGAGACGUUUGAUUUU
Molecule: messenger RNA, 12082 nt
Organism: Xenopus laevis (African clawed frog)
Lineage: Eukaryota; Metazoa; Chordata; Amphibia; Anura; Pipidae
Gene: cacna1b.S
Product: calcium channel, voltage-dependent, N type, alpha 1B subunit S homeolog
Exons: 51
Coding region: 393-7493 (2366 amino acids)
Source: RefSeq, a predicted model, not a curated record